Capsella rubella is the source of this 1393-nucleotide messenger RNA. RefSeq names its product carbon catabolite repressor protein 4 homolog 4. The record is from RefSeq and is a predicted model, not a curated record. Lineage: Eukaryota; Viridiplantae; Streptophyta; Magnoliopsida; Brassicales; Brassicaceae. The coding region runs from base 25 to 1212 and encodes 395 amino acids. The transcript is spliced from 10 exons. Gene Ontology annotation, molecular function: poly(A)-specific ribonuclease activity.
GUAUUAACUCAAAUAGCUCACUAGAUGUUUAGUACUACUCUGCAUCAUCUUCCUCGUCGUCCGACUCUUCCUUGUUUCACCAGUUCUCGAGUUUGCAGGAAAAUUGUUUCGAAAAGAAUGAGUACGAAUCCAGCAAUUGAGCCUAAAGUUCGCCAAUUCGAAUCGGUUGAAGGAGCUGAUAUUAGUUCAAGAAGUAAAUCUGAUGGUAUCAGAUUCCGUCUAGUUUCGUAUAACAUUUUAGCUCAGGUUUAUGUGAAGAGUGCCCUUCUUCCACACUCUCCACCUGCCUGUCUCAAGUGGAAAGCUCGUUCACAUGCAAUUCAUAGCGUUCUCAAAAAUCUCGAGGCUGAUUUCUUUUGUCUGCAGGAAGUAGAUGAGUACGAUAGCUUUUACAGAAAAAACAUGGAGUCUCUGGGCUAUUCUGGGAUAUAUAUUCAGAGAACAGGACAGAGGAAGCGUGAUGGUUGUGCAAUCUUCUACAAGCCAAGCUGUGCAGAAUUGGUCACUAAGGAACGGAUCGAAUAUAAUGAUCUUGUGGACUCAUUAAAGGCAGAUAGUGUUACCUGCAGCGAACAGAAGAUUGAGACAUCCAACGAAGGAAAAGGUGAUGCCAAAGCGAAAGAUUCUCGGAAAGACAGUCGUGACCUUAAUGAUCCACUAGUGAGACUAAAACGGGAUUGUGUUGGAAUAAUGGCUGCUUUUAGAAUCAACAAGCCAUUUCAUCACAUUGUUAUCGUGGCAAACACACAUCUUUACUGGGACCCGGAAUUGGCUGAUGUCAAGCUUGCUCAAGCCAAGUACCUCUUAUCACGACUAGCUCAGUUCAAAACGCUAAUAUCAGAUGAAUUUGAGUGCACACCUUCGUUGCUACUAGCCGGUGACUUCAAUUCAAUUCCUGGGGAUAAGGUUUAUAGUUACCUAGUAUCGGGUACUGUAAAACCCGCAGAGACCAUAAUAGAAGAAGAAGCUCCACUUCCUCUAUCUAGUGUCUAUGAAGUCACAAUAGGAGAGCCUAAGUUCACAAAUUGCACUCCUGGCUUCACAAACACACUUGACUACAUCUUCUUCUCUCCUUCUGACUUGAUCAAACCUGUGAGUAUCCUCCAACUACCUGAACCGGAAUCUCCAGAUGUUGUCGGUUUCUUACCCAAUCAUCACCACCCGAGUGAUCAUUUACCAAUAGGAGCUGAGUUUGAGAUUUGUCGGGGAUAGAAAGUUUUGUUCAGUAGAAAUUUUUGUUGCAUUACUCCAUUGUUUCACCAAAGGAAACAUACACAACACAGUACUUGAAAGACAAAUCAUUUUUGUCCCUAUAAACUUGGAAUUUUCAUUUUUUGCAUUGUUUUCAUUGGAGUAUUGAGAGAAUAUAUGAACUUUUUCUAUAGAAGAAAUU